AUUUUGGUGCCAGGAAGGAUAUCAGUGGUGUACCGGAAGUUAAACUCAGUGGUAUUGACCGCACUGCUUUUUUGCACGCGUUAAUUCUAGUCGUUUAUUAAAUAGGAGGUAGUUCUCUUGUUGUUAUAAACAAGUCCAGGUAUUAUAAUUGUUCAGGAUUGCUGUAACAUCUAAUAACAAAACAGUACACGCUCAUAAGGAUCAUUAAUAGGAGCUCUGCGUUCUUCAACUGCCUGCUCGUCUUUCAAGCUGGGGGAAAUUCAGUUAGAAGAAUUUAUACCAGUUUUACAGCCCCCAACGUGAAGGACUACCAAAGCCAGUUUCAGUUAUGUCGCAGGCCACCAAACGCAAGCACGUGGUGAAGGAGGUGUUGGGUGAUUUUGUCACCCCCACUGAAAGUCAGCAGAUUGUUCGGGUUGUAGGGAGUCCUGGGAAUAACCUUCACGAAGCAGUAACUGCAAAUGGUGAACGCUUCUUGGUCAGCAUGCCCACCAAAUUCCGUAAGAAUAUCUGGAUCAAAAGAGGUGAUUUUGUCAUUGUUGAUCCCAUUGAAGAAGGAGAAAAGGUGAAGGGAGAGAUCACCUCCAUUCUCUACAAGGACCACAUCCGACACCUGCAGACAAUCGGAGUCUGGCCAGAGGGUUUCUGUGAGGACUCCACCCUGGAGGAAAGAAGAUUGGCCCAGCAGCAGGAAGAGAGAGAAGAGGAAGAGAAUGAAGAGAAUGAAGAGAAUGGAGGGAUGACUGAUUCAGAAGAGGAUGACAGCGACCUUUUUGUCAACACAAACCGCAUCAACUACCACUACAGUGAGAGUGAGGAAGAAACUGAUGAAGAUGAAGAGGAGGAUGAGGAAGAAAGCAGGCAGAACAUUACGGGUGGAAAAGACUAAUAGCUGAGCCUCUUUCCCUGAAGAUGUUAAUACAUCCAUAUACUGUUUCAUAAAUCUGGUCAUUUAUUCAGGAAAUUGCAUGAACUGUAGAAUGCUGCUCGAUCGUGAUCUUACAAAAACCUUAAACAUAAUGCCUUUGUGUACUUGAAAUAACAAAGAAUUUUUUCUUUGAACUUUACAUUUAGUUGCAUGGAAAAGGAACCAGAUACAUUGUUAUCAUCUACAACUUCUAUGAAUGAGUGUACAAGUAUAUUCCUGUAUAUAUGAUGUAAAAUGUUUUAUUUUUCAUUUUGUCUGUAACAGACAGUGCAGAUGGUUUGAUUAAUAAAUUAUAUAAUGAGCUUGUAUGAAUUA
Anguilla rostrata (American eel) is the source of this 1243-nucleotide messenger RNA. It is a transcript of the gene eif1ad, whose product is annotated as eukaryotic translation initiation factor 1A domain containing. Gene Ontology annotation, cellular component: nucleus. Gene Ontology annotation, biological process: translational initiation. NCBI's taxonomy places the organism in Eukaryota, Metazoa, Chordata, Actinopteri, Anguilliformes, Anguillidae. Gene Ontology annotation, molecular function: translation initiation factor activity; RNA binding. The transcript has 5 exons. Bases 329 to 889 code for a protein of 186 amino acids. The record is from RefSeq and is a predicted model, not a curated record.